Messenger RNA from Protobothrops mucrosquamatus (brown spotted pit viper), 710 nucleotides. It is a transcript of the gene WASHC3, whose product is annotated as WASH complex subunit 3. Gene Ontology annotation, cellular component: WASH complex. Gene Ontology annotation, biological process: exocytosis; actin filament polymerization. Bases 67 to 654 code for a protein of 195 amino acids. The transcript is spliced from 7 exons. NCBI's taxonomy places the organism in Eukaryota, Metazoa, Chordata, Lepidosauria, Squamata, Viperidae. The record is from RefSeq and is a predicted model, not a curated record.
GGUCGCGAGGGAUGGUUGGGGAGGAGGUUUGCAGCCGCGGUCUCGACACUGUGAGAGGUCGCCGGGAUGGACGAGGACGGGUUGCCGCUCGUAGGUUCGGGCAUCGACCUGACCAAGGUUCCAGCUAUCCAACAAAAGAGAACAGUGGCGUUUCUAAACCAAUUUGUGGUUCACACAGUUCAGUUCCUGAAUCGAUUUUCAACUAUUUGUGAAGAGAAAUUGUCAGCACUUUCCCUCCGUAUUCAGCAAAUUGAGACUUUGCUCAAUAUUCUGGAUGCAAAGUUAUCUUCUGUGCCUGGCCUAGAAGAUGAGAUCUCAAACACCAGUGUUAUGAAUGGCUCUGUCUCACAAACGUUGGUGGAUCCACAGACAACAAAUGUAUCACCUAACGUGGAGACCAGUGUACCUGAGUUGGGGCAACAGAGGACAGAUGGAACUGGUGAAAAUGUCAUCACUGUAGCAAAGGAUCCACGUUAUGCCAGAUACCUCAAAAUGGUUCAAGUGGGUGUUCCUGUUAUGGCAAUAAGAAACAAGAUGAUUUCUGAAGGAUUAAACCCGGAUCUUCUUGAAACGCCAGAUGCUCCAGUGCCUGCAUGGGGAGAUGAGACAAAUGCAGGAGAAAGUUCUGAUAGUGAAUCUUCAUUUAGCGACUAAUGAUGUUGUCCUUGGUGGGAAAAUGCUUCACUUUUCCUUAAAAGCACUGUCGAGUC